This is a messenger RNA of Ascochyta rabiei, 972 nucleotides long. RefSeq names its product 3'-5'-exoribonuclease. The record is from RefSeq and is a predicted model, not a curated record. The transcript has 2 exons. Lineage: Eukaryota; Fungi; Ascomycota; Dothideomycetes; Pleosporales; Didymellaceae. Bases 1 to 972 code for a protein of 323 amino acids. Gene Ontology annotation, cellular component: cytoplasmic exosome (RNase complex); nucleolus; nuclear exosome (RNase complex). Gene Ontology annotation, biological process: poly(A)-dependent snoRNA 3'-end processing; rRNA catabolic process; nuclear mRNA surveillance.
AUGGCGACGAAUACAGAUCGGAGAAGAAACAAUGCGCCGAGCGGCGGCACACAUGCGCCAGUGUUUUCUCGGACGCUCAGAGAGCCAGAAUACCUCCAGACAUUGAGGCCGACAAGAACAAGAGGGCCAAACGAGCUCCGCAGGAUCUUCCUACAAACUUCCAUCAUACCCUCCGCCUCAGGCUCUGCGUACCUCGAAAUACCUUCUCUGUCCCCGUCGUCAUCGUCGACACUUAUCCCACCUACAUCCUCUCUCAAGAUCACCGCUUCGAUCCAGGGACCCAAGCCAUUGCCCCGCAGCGCACCCUUCAGUCCCUCUCUGCUCCUCACAACUACAGUCAAGUUUGCGCCUUUUGCGACACGGCACAGACGAGGCUACAUACGCGAUAGCACGGAGCGUGACCUCGGCGUACACCUGGAGACAGCAUUAAGGGGUGUAAUAAUCGGCGAACGUUGGCCCAAGAGUGGGGUUGAGGUGGUAAUUACGAUUCUUGAGGAAGACGAGGAUGGCUGGUGGGGCGAUACUCAUGCCAGUGGGAGUGGCUGGGGUCUGUUGAAUGUUUUGGCGGGGUGUAUCACAGUCGCUAGCGCAGCGAUCACAGACGCUGGGAUUGACUGUGUGGACAUGGUGUGCGGAGGCGUCGCCGCUAUCGUCCGGAAUCCGGAUUCAAAGUUGGAGAAUGAUCUGCUGAGAGUACUGGAUCCUUGCCCAGCAGAGCACAAGCAGGUCAUCGCAGCAUGUGCAGUGGGAUACUUGGCUUCGAGAGACGAGGUUACAGAAAUCUGGAUGAAGGGAGAUAUUGGCCCCGAUCCAGAUGCUCUCAUCGAGGGUGCUACACAUGCUGCUGUCGGCAGUUUAGCGGUCGUGAAAGAGGUGCUCCUUGAAGCUGUACAGGCAAAGUUCCGAGAAGAAUCCGAAAGUGGCGAGGGAGCACUGAAGAGGAAGGCCCAAGAUGUGGAGAUGACAGGUUGA